UAUUCUUAUAAAUUCAACCCAAACCCACACCCACCACAGCAUUAUAAACACUCAUUCGAUUACAGUAUUCCGGUGACUGACUUUGUAAUCUCACAAAAAUGGAUCUCCUCCUCGUAGAAAAGUCCCUUUUGGCUCUAUUCGUAGCCAUCAUUGCCGCCAUCACCGUCUCCAAACUCCGCGGAAAACGUCUCAGGCUCCCUCCGGGGCCCUUACCCGUACCCAUAUUCGGGAACUGGCUCCAAGUGGGCGAUGACUUGAACCACCGCAAUCUCACCGACCUAGCCAAGAAAUUCGGCAACAUAUUACUUCUCCGCAUGGGGCAACGCAAUCUGGUGGUGGUUUCCUCACCGGAGCCGGCGAAAGAAGUUCUCCACACUCAGGGAGUGGAGUUCGGAUCCAGGACCCGAAACGUGGUGUUCGACAUAUUCACGGGCAAAGGACAGGACAUGGUGUUCACAGUGUACGGUGAGCACUGGAGGAAGAUGCGGAGAAUCAUGACGGUCCCAUUCUUCACGAAUAAAGUAGUCCAGCAGUAUCGGUACGGAUGGGAGGACGAGGCGGCACGUGUGGUUGAGGACGUGAGGAAGAUUCCAGAGGCGGCGAGCACGGGAAUCGUGUUGAGAAAGAGGUUACAGCUGAUGAUGUACAAUAACAUGUACAGGAUCAUGUUCGAUACUCGGUUCGAGAGCGAGGAAGAUCCUCUGUUUUUGAAGCUAAAGGCCCUCAACGGAGAGAGGAGUCGGUUGGCACAGAGCUUCGAUUACAACUAUGGCGAUUUCAUCCCCAUCUUGAGACCCUUCUUGAGAGGAUACCUCAAGAUCUGCAAGGAAGUUAAGGAAAGGAGGUUGCAGCUCUUCAAAGACUAUUUUGUUGAAGAGAGGAAGAAACUGGCAAGCACCAAGAGCAUGAGCAACGAAGGGUUGAAAUGCGCCAUAGAUCACAUACUAGACGCACAGCGGAAGGGGGAGAUAAAUGAGGAUAACGUUCUUUACAUUGUUGAGAACAUCAAUGUUGCAGCUAUUGAGACAACACUCUGGUCAAUUGAAUGGGGAAUUGCGGAGCUAGUUAACCAUCCUGAAAUCCAGAAGAAGCUGCGGGAUGAGCUGGACGCAAAACUUGGGCCUGGCGUCCAGGUAACUGAGCCUGACACCCAGAAACUCCCCUACCUUCAGGCAGUGAUCAAGGAGACUCUGAGGCUGCGAAUGGCAAUUCCCUUGCUUGUCCCACACAUGAACCUCAACGAAGCCAAGUUGGGCGGGUAUGACAUUCCAGCGGAGAGCAAAAUCCUGGUGAAUGCUUGGUGGCUAGCCAACAAUCCUGAGAAUUGGAAGAAUCCGGAAGAGUUCAGGCCAGAGAGGUUCCUAGAAGAGGAGUCAAAGGUGGAGGCCAAUGGCAAUGACUUCAAAUACCUCCCGUUCGGCGUUGGAAGGAGGAGCUGCCCCGGAAUUAUUCUUGCAUUGCCAAUUCUAGGAAUCACAAUUGGGCGUUUGGUGCAGAAUUUCGAGCUUUUGCCUCCUCCAGGGCAGUCCAAGAUCGACACCACCGAGAAAGGAGGCCAGUUCAGUUUGCAUAUAUUGAAGCACUCCACAAUUGUUGCAAAGCCAAGGGCAUUUUAGCUUCCUUAAAUUUCGGGUGUAAUUUUUCUAUUGUGAAUGUUUAUGUUGUUGUUGAACAAGUCAAAAAGAUUUUGGUUGAUUUAAGGUGGAUAGAAAUGGAUUCCCAUUUAUAUCCAUGAAAUUGAACUUAAUUAUGCUCAAGUAAUAUAAAUAAGUUUGUCGCAUCAA
This is a messenger RNA of Tripterygium wilfordii, 1784 nucleotides long. RefSeq names its product trans-cinnamate 4-monooxygenase. The record is from RefSeq and is a predicted model, not a curated record. Gene Ontology annotation, molecular function: iron ion binding; trans-cinnamate 4-monooxygenase activity; heme binding. The transcript is spliced from 3 exons. Gene Ontology annotation, biological process: lignin metabolic process. NCBI's taxonomy places the organism in Eukaryota, Viridiplantae, Streptophyta, Magnoliopsida, Celastrales, Celastraceae. Bases 99 to 1616 code for a protein of 505 amino acids.